AUGGAAAGACGAGUUGAAAUCAGCAGCUAUGGUGAUCCUAAACUAAAUAUAUCUGAUUAUGACGAGGAAGAUGAUCAAUUCACUAAAGAAUUCAGUAAUUUUGACGUUACUAACCGAUAUAAUGCGGUGAAUAAUAACGGGAUAUCGAGUGAAGUGCAUGCGACCAAUGCCGGAAACAACUCGAGAGAUUACGGUCACAGUGGUUUUGCAGAUUUUGUUAAGACUAUUGAAAAACGUGCUCAAGAGGAUGAUUAUAAUAAUAAUAAUAAUUAUAAAGGAGAUGAAAGAUGGUCUGGUUCUGAGCAGUCAGUGGACAAGAAAAACAAUACAAAUGCUGAUGACGAUUUCUUUAAGAGUGGAGUAUUUGAUUCAGAUGAUGACCAGAGUGAUGGUGACAUAGACUUCUCUGUUUCAAAGGCUGGAGGUUAUACGAGCGAUAAGGAAAGUAAUAUGAAAUCUGAUGAAAAGACUUCCGAAAAUCCAGUGGUAACAAGUGUACAGCUUCAAGAAACCCCUGAUAUGUAUAAUACUAAUAAUGAAAGAUAUGAAAAGAAACAUGAAUCUAUGACUGUCAAACAGAACAAACGGAAUGCAGAAACGAGAAGGAAUAGGAAUAGAAAGAAAAGAAGACAUCGCUAUGAAUUUUUUCCAUCCUAUUGA
Molecule: messenger RNA, 660 nt
Organism: Trichobilharzia regenti
Lineage: Eukaryota; Metazoa; Platyhelminthes; Trematoda; Strigeidida; Schistosomatidae
Source: the annotation of a GenBank genome assembly